Molecule: messenger RNA, 1367 nt
Organism: Rhododendron vialii
Lineage: Eukaryota; Viridiplantae; Streptophyta; Magnoliopsida; Ericales; Ericaceae
Product: GCN5-related N-acetyltransferase 10, chloroplastic-like
Exons: 5
Coding region: 28-1047 (339 amino acids)
Biological process (GO): mitotic sister chromatid cohesion
Cellular component (GO): NatA complex; cytoplasm
Molecular function (GO): N-acetyltransferase activity
Source: RefSeq, a predicted model, not a curated record
UUUCUCUGUCUGAGAAGAAAAGGGAAAAUGGCUCAUGCGAAAGCAAGUUUCCCCAGUCUUACAAGGGGAAUAUUGUGCAGAGAAAUAUCAUGUGGAUACAGAGUUUGCAAACAUGGUGAGACUAAUUUGACUGACUUUCGAUUGAUUAGAUGGAAUAAUACUAUAGUUCACAAUGUGAGGAAGAGAGAGAACAGGAAUCCAGAGAGAGAAAGAGAGCUUAUGGUACAGUGCAGCACUUCUUCUUCUCCUUCUUCAACUGAGGAGAUGGAGUUGGAUGGCAAGAUUGAGGAUUUGGAAGCAAAAAAUGGAGAUGGAGAGGGGCAGUUUGGGGAUUUGGUGAGGGAGUAUGGAUGGAAGGUGAGGAGAAUGGUUGAGGAGCAGAGUGAGAUGAGGAAGGUAGCUCAAGUUCAAGCUGAAGCCUUUCACGAACCUGUUUUUCUCUUCAAUGAUCUCUUCUUCCAAUUCUUUGAGAGCUUUCUUGAUUCCAAUUCUUAUCACUGCUUGUACCCUAGGAAGCACAUACAGUUCACAGAUACGGCAUACGGACACGACACGGAUACGUGGACACAAUUUCUUCUAAAAUUAGUGCACGGACAGGCAGAAGUACUUUCAGGACUUCUUUACAAACUUCAAAACUCAGCCCCAAACAGGUAUGCAUGUUUGGUGGCUGAGUCUAACACCGAUGAUCUCGAGUUGGGGCAAGAGCUUGUGGGAGUCGUAGAUGUAACAGCCUUGAGAGAUGAAGCUGUUCUUCGGCAUCUCUCUGGAGCUAAAGAAUAUCUUUAUGUGUCUGGGAUUGCCGUUUUAAACACUUUCAGGAGGAGAAAAGUGGCCAGUGCAUUGCUAAAAGCCUGUGACAUGGUUUCCAUUCUUUGGGGUUUUGAAUAUCUUGUUCUACGGGCUUACGAAGACGAUUUGGGUGCUCUCAAACUGUAUGGAAAUGCAGGCUACAGAAUUGUCUCAGCAGAUCCCCCAUGGAUGACUACUUGGAUUGGUCGAAAACGCCGCAUUCUUAUGAUUAAACGGCAUAGUUCUUGUCCAAAAUGACACUUUGAGCUAUCAUAGAGCUCACAGAUUAAUGCAUAUGGUGUAUAGGUGCCUGAUUGCUCCAAAUCAUGAUUGUCAAUCAACUCACAAAUUGUUUGUUGGCACCCAAGCCUCAUUGGCUAUGGCUACCAUCUCCUAGUCAAUUGAAACGUUUAAUUUUUUUAAUAACCGGAUAUUCAGGUCAACUUAUGUAAGUUUUCUACCUAAUCAACGAGGAGUGUAUAGCCCCUCCACUAGGCCUUUUAGGUGAUCACUUUGGUCCUGUACUUCAAGGAAGCCUGAAACUUUUAUGUCCUAAAACGAUAUGAAUCAUUUCAGCA